AUGCCUCACACUCGGAAUAGGAACCCUAGUCCCAUCCCUGAGGUUACAUGGGACACAGGACUGAGGGAAAUGAACGAAACAUGGAAGGGAGCGAUCGCCUGCCUCGGCGUGGCUGUCUUCUUCGUUAUGACCAUAGGGAUCAUUUAUUGGCAAGUCGUGGAUCAACCCAAUAAGAACUGGAUCCUAAAAGGGAGUUUCAGCGGACUGAUCUGGGAGAGAAGAACCCAUUCUCUUAUCAUACAGACGCUAACAGAAGACAAGACCUUCGUGGAGAUAGAAGUGGGGAACGUUGGGAACCCCGAAGCGGACGUGCCUUUCGUCAGAAACCUAUGCUGGCUUAACCAAACCGAAUUCUGUUAUACGUGGGAAUCGGUUGCAGAUGUCAAGAUAUCUUUGGAGUCGGAUGACACAUCGCAGAUCGAGUGCUACAGCAUUACCUGGACACCACUUAAUUGUCAUAUGGACUUAAAGGACUGCAUCUCAAUGGCCAAUGUCUCCUGGUAUGGUGGGGCAAGCAUUCAUGCCCAGAAGUGGCCGAUGAACAACAUGACCGUUCAGAUGCAGCCCUACCUCGUGAGCGACCAGAGAGACAACCCCUCAGGGUAUGGAUCAGUUUUAGAGCGCUACUUCCUUGGGUCAACAGGCGUAGCUGUGCUGGUAAACCCCGAGGUGCCCCUGCAGGUUGGCAUUGAAAGCAUGCAGCAGUUUUGCCUCCGGAUGCCGCCUAGCCUGGAGCGUCUGCCCCUUAAGUACACAGUGUGUGUGGGACCCAACGUCAAGGCCGUGCACCAGAAAGUGUGGCCUCCACCCCCUGCCCAUAAACCAGUGCUGCCAAACCUGGAUAUUUUAUGGUCGCCCUUCUGGAACCUGCUUGUUAACGUGGAUUCAGGUGUGAAGGUGGAGAGGGAGCUGAGGACCUUCUCCAACCGGCUAAAGCGGCACCACCUGGGGCCGGGAAUCAUCAACCUCAACGAACAUUCCACCUCCCUCCUCUCCGACAUGAUGGACCAUGAAUAUCUCAGCAGUAGGAAGACAGCAUCAACAAGACAGACCAGGGAUCUCCCACUUGUGAAGCUUCUAAACAUUUCCAUCACGGUGUCCCCUUUCCUGGGCGUGGACAGCAAGCAGUUCCAGAUGUCUCUGGAGGAUGGCACUGAGGCCUACUGGCUAAGUCUCCCCACCACACCCAAAGGAUACUUGGUUCCCUUGUUGACACAGUGGAAAGGGAAGUUCUGCGUGAAGCUCAACAUUACCAACCCAGCAGCGGUCAGCUGGUUCAUGGACCGAGUGGGCAGCCUGCAGGCCCACCUGGGAAUGGAGUACGUGAUCUUGGAGGGCGGGGAGAGGAACCCUUUUGAGGCAUUGGCCCUACACCCACCGAGAGCUCUAGCCGGUGACGAGUAUAUCGGGCUGUUUGCGGGAAUGGCAGCGAGGCUGGGAAACUCUGCUAUUGUGACCUCAGGAACAAGGUCUGGCCACAUGCCACUGUUCAUUUGGAUGGCACCAUUACAGGACAACUGGAGUUACUCAGGGCUGAAAGGGAUUAUUCCAUCCGUCCUACACUACAGUCUUCUGGGUUACAACUUCUUCAUUCCUGAUGCAGUAGGCGGUUCGCUGUCAAACGAGGUUGUCACUGAUGAGGAGCUUUAUAUUCGCUGGCUAGAGAUCGUCGCUUUUCUCCCCGUCAUCUCCUUCCAGACACCCCCAUGGGCGUGUGCUGACAACAGGGUCCUGAACCUCACCCGAUUCUACAUAUCCAAGCACCAGGACUUUGUAGUUCCCCUCAUACAGCGGUAUGCAGAAGAAUGGAAGGCAACUAGGAGCCCGAUAUACCGGCCUCUCUGGUGGAUCAGCCCUGACGACCUCAACACGUUCACUAUCGAUGAUGAGUUUCUGAUCGGAGAUGAAGUCCUUGUAGCACCAGUCACAGAGAAGGGUGCGACACAGCGAGAUAUUUACUUACCUGGAAACGACCUUCAGUGGCAGGACCUAAGCAACGAUCAAGUUUUUGAUGGAGGGACGUCCUUGAAAGAUUACCCAGUUGGCCUUGAACAAGUAGCUGUUUUCUCAUGCAGGAGUUCUUGA
Molecule: messenger RNA, 2085 nt
Organism: Megalops cyprinoides (Indo-Pacific tarpon)
Lineage: Eukaryota; Metazoa; Chordata; Actinopteri; Elopiformes; Megalopidae
Product: SITS-binding protein-like
Exons: 10
Coding region: 1-2085 (694 amino acids)
Source: RefSeq, a predicted model, not a curated record